Molecule: messenger RNA, 453 nt
Organism: Phanerochaete carnosa HHB-10118-sp
Lineage: Eukaryota; Fungi; Basidiomycota; Agaricomycetes; Polyporales; Phanerochaetaceae
Exons: 5
Coding region: 1-453 (150 amino acids)
Source: RefSeq, a predicted model, not a curated record
AUGGCAGACCUGUUGGUUGUUGUCGUAACGUGGCAGCAGACCUUCAGAUAUUGGAAGAGUGUCUCUAGGUCUCAAUCUUCACCAACUGUUUCAUCGUGUCUACUCCGUGAUGGAACCGUCUAUUUUUCCGCACUAUUACUUUUGAACAUAGCUCAAGUGUUGACGACCCAUCCUACAUUUCAUCCUGUGGGAUCGCUCGUCGUGGCAAUGCCUCCAAUCUUGGUUAGCCGCUUCAUGCUGAAUCUGCGCCAAGUGCGCUCCGGGCCGAGCAUCCAGUCUUACUCUGCCGUAAUUCCUACAUUCCAACCUAGGACCUCGAGCGCCGACUAUGGGACGUUCACAAGCAUCAUCGGUAACAUCGGCGAGCCUCUCGUACACGGGCAUGAUGAAGAGAUCGAGGAGGAUUUGGCACCGAUCCUUGUUAUCGGUCCUCCUCAGACAGCCUCGACAUAG